Onychostoma macrolepis is the source of this 2330-nucleotide messenger RNA. RefSeq names its product sialic acid-binding Ig-like lectin 14. The transcript is spliced from 3 exons. The coding region runs from base 148 to 735 and encodes 195 amino acids. The record is from RefSeq and is a predicted model, not a curated record. Lineage: Eukaryota; Metazoa; Chordata; Actinopteri; Cypriniformes; Cyprinidae.
GCUGCAACAAUGUUUAUGAAUCUCCUUGCAAGCAUUUGGACCCUGAUGCCUUUGAUUCUGUCGGGUAAGACUCACUGCAGAAGUUUAGCUUCUGCUGGUGAAUUCUCUAAGACUUAGAAUAUAUAAGUCGUCUAAGCAUGCAGAAGAAUGUUGUUUAGACUGUUGAACCAGCUGUUUCAAAUUAGAUUCCUUCAGAAUUGCUAUGCUUCCAUUUCAGGCGCUCUUGCUGCUGACUGGAUAGUGCAUGUUUCCAUGGAUCCUGUCUAUGCUCCUCUUGGUUCUUCUGUAGUUCUGCAGUGCACCUAUGACUACCCUGAAGAGUCCGACCAGGGAAUACCGAGCAAAGUGCUGUCAGAGAUGUGGUGUUUGAAUGAAAGCCACUGCGUUACUUCAAGAUACGUGUACCACAGUGCAGGGAUAUUCCCUGAGCCCUCAUACCAGGGCCGAGUCAAGUACUUAGGGCAGACGGGGAGCAAAAACUGCUCUCUGAUGAUUUCUGAUGUGAGGUCAGAAGACAGUGGCAUGUACGUUUUCCGGUUCAUCACUGACCACCUGAAGGCCAAGCUACCAGGACAGAGAGGAGUGAAUCUACAGGUCACACAUCAGACAGAAAGAAGUGCAUCUUCAUCCACUACCGGCAUUGUGCUUGGAAUUAUAAUCAUGGUUAUCAUAAUAGCAGGCAUUGUGAUAUUCAUCAGACGGAAGUCACGGGGAGAGAGGACGAGAUCACUUUAAACAAGUUAUUACCACAGAGGAUGAAAAAAAACAUUUUGCGACUCUGAACAAAACAGAGAUGUAAACCAAUAGUUCUGCUUUUUUUUUCUGUUUGUGCGCAACACUUUACUUUUUUUUUUUUUGCAUCCAUUACAGAGUCUAUUAUUUAUCUAUUUAUAUUAUUUUCUGCAUAUCAAACGGCACGUUUCAUUCAUAUUUUUUACUUUUUGUAUUCCUAUUUUACCUUUAGUAGUCUACUGUAUUAUCGUAUUGUAUCUUACAUUUUGCAAGCCACUGCCGCUGUGUUACAUAUCAGGGUUACACUGCCCUCAGCCACUGAACUAGAGACUGAACAACACGUUUUCUCCACAGUGUCUGUAAAAACAGAAAAUAAUGGUUAUGUUUAGAUAGUGAGGAAUGUAUUAAGCCAGUGGAUUCUCACAUUGUAAAUCAUAGAAAACUACCUCUUGUUCUACCUUCAAUUUAAAAAAAAAAAAAAACACUUGGUAUUGUUUAUAAUCACCUCACAAAUGAAGAAAGGUUCAUUAAGGGAAAAGUUCACCCUAAAAAAACAUGAUUAUCAAUCUGUUGUUAUUUACUCACCCUUGAAUCUGUAAAGAAUCUUCACACAGUUGCAGGUUGUUAAAAAAUAAAUAAAAUAACAACCGAAAUCCCAUGUGGUCUCAGUAUUCCGAAAUGCCAAUAAUGCCAAAAAUAUGCAUAUAGCUAUGCAUAUAGUCUUUUUUUUUUUUUUUUUUUUGAGUGUGUGACAAGGUCAACAGUAAAUUUUCUUGAAUAGAAACAGCCCAGUACUUAGUAUUUUAAUUUAAUUUUGAGCAAUUGCAAUAAAUUGUGCAUUAUUGCCAGAAAAUGUAUGAAAACAGACUCUUUGUUGCCAUUGUAAGAAAUUAUUAUUUAUUUGGCGCUUCGCAUGAAUUUAUCAUGUCAAUUAAAUUGAAUAUUUAAGUGGGAUGAUUUUUUUUAUGAUGCAUUUAGUCAUGUCACACUCAAACAUAUAAUGGAUACACUACCUUUCAAAUGUUUGGGGUCAGUAAAAUUAGUUUUUUGAAAUAACUUUUUUUUUUUUUUUCGCAAGGAUGCAUUAAAUUGAUCAAAAGUGACCGUAAAAACAUUUAUAAUGUUUCAAAAAUUUCUAUUUCAAAAGUUCCUGAAAAGAAUGUGUUUCCACAAAAAUAUUAAGCAGAACAACUGUUUUCAACAUUAAUACGAAUAAGAAAUCAGAAUAUUAGACUGAUUUCUGAAGCAUCAUGUGACGCUGAAGACUGGAGUAAUGAUGCUGAAAAUUACAUUUGAAAAAUUAAUAAAAACAGUCAUUAUAGAUUUUAAUAAUAUUUCACAAUAUAUCUCUUUUUGCUGUAUUCUCGAUCAAAAGAAAUAAAAAAGAGCAUAAGAGAUUUCUUCCAAAAAUAUUUUUAAAAUUCUUACUGACCCCAAACAUUGAAACAGUAGUGUGUUGUUUUGAGCAGCUGGAUUUGAUUAGGGCAAACUGCAGCUGGACACAAUUAAACAGAACAUCCAGUGUGGAUUUUUUUUUUCUAUUUUCAAGUCUCUGACAUUCAGGCUACAUCAAGUGGUCCAUAAGUGCAUAUAAUAAA